CAUUUACUUAAGUUUUGUGUCUUUGGAUAAAUGUGAAGGCAAAGCCAAUAAAAAAAUACAUAACGAAAUUUUUCAAUUCGAAUUCAGAAUUGUGUUUGAAUAGAAUUAGCGUUAUAUUCUUGAAUUGUUUUCUAAAUAAACUUAAGUUUUAUUUCUUUUGUUUUUAAUAUUGGAAGUUAACGAAAUUUACGUAUUUUUACGAUGAAUGAAUUUGAAUGUUUGGAAGAAGAAGUAAAAGAACUUCUACAAAAUUAUAAACAUAAAAAAGCAACAGUUUAUGAGCCAUGUACUCCGAAUAAUAUUAAAGAGUGUCUAAUUGGGUUAAGUGAAGAAUUAGGGCUAUGUAAUGUUAAUUAUAAUUUCAAGCCUCAUAUUGAUAUAGAAAAUGGAAUAUUGGAGCCAGAAGCUCUUAUAAAAUUGAUUAAUGCCGUAUGGGCAUUAUUACAUUAUCAUAAAAACACACUGGAAAAGACUAAUAGAUUAGAAGAACAAAAUCACAUUUUUGAAAAUAACAAUAAACAACUAACAGGAAGUAUAAGCAAACUUAAAGAUAAACUAAAUAUAGAAAAGAAUGAGUCUAGAGCUUGUGUUGCAACAGCACAAAGAGUUUCUGAUCGUUCAGAUGAGUUAUUACAAUCACUCAUGGAAACAAGAGCAAAAUUGCUUAGACUCACAAAACAAAAAGAAGCUAAUGAAAAGAGCUUCCGUAAUGAAAUAACUAAACUUAAAAAAGAGAAUGAGAAACUGUUGGACAGGUUAAGAAGUAAAUCAGGUACUCGUGCAUCAUGUGGGGAAGUGUGUGACUCCACCUUAUUACAUCUGAAGGAGCGUGAGAGGAAACACCAAGCAGUUAUAACACAACUUCAGACUAACAACCAGGAAUUAUUGGAGGAAGUAUUAGCUUUGAAAGAAGAAAUUCUCCUUGGUGGAUUUGGAAAUCUCGAAAUAGAAAACAAUAAAAAAUAAUAUAUUAUUUUUCUACUUUUGAUUUUUAAUAUUCGAUUGUAUUGCAAAUAUUUAAUAACAGUUCCAAAGCUGAUUAUGGCCUUUACAAUGUUACAAUGCUUGGAAAGGAUAGAUAAUGAAAAUUUAGCAUCUUUGACAUAUAUUAAUAAUUUAUUGUAUUAUAUAGAACUAAUUAAUUUAACUUUAUUAACAAAGUAUACUGUAUUUGUUUUGCUAUAAUUAUUAUGAUCUCUUAACAAUUGUGAUUCUAUAAUUUGUUAAUAUUUUAAUAAUUAAUAUUAUAGAUGAAUGAAUGUAUAAAUAAAUUCUUGUUAUAAGAGUAGAGUCCUCUUGAAUUGAAGCAGUCAAGAUUUUCAUUGUUUCAGCCUGCCCAAUGGAGGGGGCUGUGACGUGAUAUGUAAGCAUGCAUGUACAGUAAUAUUAAAAAAAAUAAACAUUAUCAGUAUUAUCUCAUUAUUUGUGACACUUGACAUCAAUUCGUUAAUUAGUAUGAUAAGAAGAUUUUUUUUUAUAUAAAUUGAUUAAUAUAGUUUUGUUAACAUUGUUGAUAUUAAUUAAAAGAAUAAAUUUUUAAAAAUGUUUACAGAAUUUUUUACAACUUCGUAGUAAGUUUAUCAUUUUACGAUUCACACACGACUAUAUUAUCUGUAUUUAAUAUUGUAAUUAGUGGUAAUAAGACUUUAAAUGAACCCAUUAUUUGUAAAUGCAAAUUAAGAUAACGACAUUUAUACACAAAUUGGAAUUUAACGAGUGUUGUCCCUUUGGAUUACAGAAUAGUGCCUAUUAUUUCUCAGUGUGUCGAUUGUCGAAUAGUAAACACGGUCGUGUGACGUCGCUCAUUUGUUGUCGAGGCUGAGCAGCAUACGUCUCUAGAAUUAAUUACAAGCAACACCAGUUGCCGAACAGUGUGAGCACAAUAUUUUAUGACGCCACGAAAACCACAACCACAACAUUUGGCGUAACUAACCAAUCGACGCUUCCUUCUAUUGAAUCAUUCUGCAUUCGACCGCUACAGUGUGCGCCCGCGCUUUGUUUCCAUUUUAAACGUGGCUCUAUCGCGAGUGUUUCUACAAGUCUGAUAAGAUUAUUACAUCAGAGUGAUAACAAUCUUCAAGGGAACAAAUUUUUCCUCGUUCAAAGAUUAAUUUUUAGUUUGCGAAAUGCAUCAACUGUAACAAUAGGU
Molecule: messenger RNA, 2149 nt
Organism: Galleria mellonella (greater wax moth)
Lineage: Eukaryota; Metazoa; Arthropoda; Insecta; Lepidoptera; Pyralidae
Exons: 4
Coding region: 202-966 (254 amino acids)
Source: RefSeq, a predicted model, not a curated record